UUUAGUUAUUUUUUUUUUCCGUUGUGUUGUGGUGGUGACCGAAGACCACAUUCAAAAAUACAUUUUCCUUGCCCGUCACGUAAAGAUCUUCAACUGUUUCAAAGACCACAACCAUGUUUUUCGAAAUAAUCUUGGGAAUUUCGGCGCUGCAGAUGGUCGCCUCGCAGUCCAUUCAGGUGUCGCCAUCUUACAGUGGUGGCAGCGUAGCUUUCCCCCACUAUGCCACGCAGUACGGCAAAGACCUGCUUGUGGCCGAGACUUCACAACAGGUCGUCAAGGCUGUACCUCCUCCGAACCAGGUACCUCGCUCUUCGUACCGUUCAACUGAUCCCAGUCAGAUCCGGAAGAGUGGCUCUGGCUUCGGCGUGCUCUCGGACGUGUAUCAGCCUCUGAAUUACGACGAGGACGACUCCAAGCUGGACGCAUCGCAGUACGACCUCUUUCCAGAUACCCCAGAGGACACCGGCCCCAGACAGAGCUACGGCGCCCCCAACCCCGGCGUCCCUAAGAGCGGAAAUCGCAACCAAACAGCCAGGUUCUUCACCCUUAACACCAGCAGGCAGACUCUGGACCUGGGCCUGAGCUUCACCGUGCCCUUCCUGUCGAUCCCCAUGACCUCCUUGGCCUCCAUGAGCAGCGACCUCACGGCCUCCACCACCUCCGCCCUCAGCUCCCUCCUCGCGAUCAACUGGCCCUCCGUCCUGGCCGUCGGGGGCGCCGUGCUCCUGGCCACGCUCCUCCUGCCGCAGCUCAUGACCUUCCUGGCCUCCUUCACCUCGGCGCUGAGGCUGACCGGGGUGAACGGCGCGGGCGGGUACAAGGGGCAGGACGCUGAGCCAGCCUUCGGGUAUGCGGCGCCCUCGUCGUACGCCAGGAACCUCGAUUCAGGAGAAGGCCUGCUCCCCGUGGCGCCCUUCACCUCCAUCCUGAACCAGCUGGACGACGCCCUCGCGCAGUACGACCUCGACUCCACCUCCUGCCUCCAGCGCGCCGUCUGCUCCUACGUGGCCUCCUCCGACGCCAGCGUGAGCGAGGGAGACGCCGGGGCCACGCAGAUGAUUGUCUCGGGACUGGCCAGGAGCGAGCUACUAGAGGUCAUGGUAGGUCACUCGUCCUUCACGCAGGCGGUCAAGAUGGGUCGCUCUGGAGGAAACUGCCAGCUGCAAUAUCCGAAGUGCCCGUUUUCCCUUGGCGGCGUCCUCAGGUUCCUCUCGACGUACGCCACUCUCACCAGCUGAGGAAGGGCGUAGGGAGGAGUGGAGAGAGAGAGUAGAGUAAGGUGGAAGAAAGGAGGAAGAGGAAAGGCUAGAAGGAAGGGGAAUUGGAGGGUGAAAAGGAGGAGAAAAAA
Molecule: messenger RNA, 1348 nt
Organism: Penaeus monodon (black tiger shrimp)
Lineage: Eukaryota; Metazoa; Arthropoda; Malacostraca; Decapoda; Penaeidae
Exons: 9
Coding region: 114-1238 (374 amino acids)
Source: RefSeq, a predicted model, not a curated record